UCACAGAAAAAGCAGAAGAAACCAUGGGUGAUAACUCUAUGACGAAAUCCUCCUACCCAUAGUACUAAUCUAAUACUACUCCUCAAACAGAUCAACAUUCGCCAGCUGUUGGCAUACUCAAGAGACAUUUUGAACAAGUACUAUAAUUAAAAUUCACUGACCUUUCACAACAACAAUUCUAAAAUAUCUUUAUUACAACCAUAAUAUAAAUAUCAAAACCCCCAAAAAACUAAACUCUUUUUCUUCUUCGUUUUCUUUGCUGACUUACAACAAAAUCAGCCAUGUCUGGAACUCUAAGAUGCGUAGUGGUAGCAGUUGAUGGCAGUGAUGAAAGUAUGAACGCCUUAAAGUGGGCCCUUGAUAACGUCACACUUCGAUCAGACGAUGGAGGUUCAUUCAUCAUUCUUCAUGUUCAAUCUCCACCGUCUAUUGCUAUGGGGAUCAACCCUGGUUCUAUCCCUUUUGGUGGGCCCAGUUUGGAGGUGCCAGCUUUUGCGGCGGCAAUUGAAGCUCAUCUGAAACGUGUUACUGAUGCUAUUAUCAAUCAUGCUUUGGAAAUUGCUACUCAGAAAAAUCCGAACGUCAAAACCCAAAUAGUUGUUGGGGAUCCAAAGGAAAAAAUAUGUGAAGUUGUUGACGAAAUGCAUGCAGAUUUGCUUGUGAUGGGAAACCGUGCUUUUGGACCCAUUAAGAGAAUGUUUUUGGGAAGUGUGAGCAAGUAUUGCAGCAACCAUGCAUCUUGCCCUGUUGUCAUAGUGAAGAACGAACCAGAAGAAGCUUUACCAGCGUUAGGUGAACAAUGACAGUGGAUCUCUCUUAAUGUUUUGCUGUUCUUCUAUCCUUGAUGGAGAUGGGGUAAAGGCUGGACUAUGUACUUGUCCAUGGCUUAUCUUGUGGUGUUUGCUAUUGUAAGGUUUCUCUUUUUCUGUUCUGCCUGUUGGUGGUUGUGAUCAUGACGAUGAAAUUGAUCGUUUGCAACAUACCUGAGCUCCUUGUCUAACGUCUUUUGUUCGGUGGUGUUUGUAUUAUAAAGAGUGAUCAAGUUUGUAAUCUGUACUUUGUAUAGUGUGAUCAUAGUUAUGUUGUUCGGGAAUAGAUUGAGGCUCCAUUUUCAGUCACUGUUUCAUGAUUUCUUUUUUCUAA
Beta vulgaris subsp. vulgaris (sugar beet) is the source of this 1143-nucleotide messenger RNA. RefSeq names its product universal stress protein PHOS34. NCBI's taxonomy places the organism in Eukaryota, Viridiplantae, Streptophyta, Magnoliopsida, Caryophyllales, Amaranthaceae. The record is from RefSeq and is a predicted model, not a curated record. The transcript is spliced from 5 exons. Bases 282 to 803 code for a protein of 173 amino acids.